UGAUGACCGGGAUCAAAAUGAGCUGCGUAGCUGAUAAAGGAGCCAUCCAGUCCCAGGUCCUGUCCCAGACCAGCUGCCCUGCCUGACAAACAUGUUCUCCUCCAAGUUCCUAUGAAACCCUCUGGCCUCUCCCACACAGCCUAGUCCAGGCAAUAAAAUCCUGAGCCUCGUCUAGACAUCGGCCUGAAGAUUCCAGGUGAACAUGGGGCGCCGCCAGAGAGACGCAGUCUUCAUUGGCCUCCUGGGAGCCACAAUAGUAUCAGGAGUCAUUGCCCUCAUCCUCUUUCUUGUGGAUGGCUCAGAUGUCUUUGGGCUUCCACAUGCCAAGUAUGGGAUGGUGUUCGAUGCUGGAUCUUCACACACAUCUCUCUAUGUCUACAAGUGGCCAGGAGACAAAAAGAAUGGCACUGGCAUCGUGAGCCAGGCUCUGUCCUGCAACGUGGAAGGGCCUGGGAUUUCUCAUUACGCCAAUGACCCAGCGAAGGCUGGGGAGAGCCUGAAGGCUUGUAUGGAGAAGGCGCUGGCCCUGAUUCCAGGAGACAAGCAUCAGGAGACUCCUACUUUUCUUGGGGCUACAGCAGGAAUGAGGCUUCUGAGAUUGAAGAAUAGUUCCCAGGCAGAUUGGAUCUUUGAAGAAAUCACCGAGGUCCUGAGCCAGUUCCCUGUCAAUUUCCAGGGAGCCCAAAUUCUGACAGGGAAUGAUGAAGGCUCCUUUGGCUGGAUCACCAUUAACUACGUGCUGGAGACCCUGGUGAAGUACACCUUCUCAGGGGAGUGGAUCCAACCCCCUAUGGCUGAGAUGGUGGGAGCCCUAGACCUAGGUGGAGCUUCAGCACAGAUCUCCUUCCUUCCACCUGGCCCUAUUGUUGACCUAAGCACCAAGGACACCUUCCGCCUCUAUGGGCAUGACUACAAUGUCUACUCACAUAGCUACCUGUGCUAUGGACAGAACCAGUUGCAGAAACGGCUCCUGGCACUUUUGGUGCAGACCAACCCUUCUGAAGUGGUCCGGAACCCAUGCUACCAUAGUGGAUAUGAGGAUACACUGUCUCUGGCUGACCUAUAUAACACGCCUUGUAUCCAGAACUCCCAGUACUCUCAUACUGCACAGAUCCUCAGGGUGGAGGGCUUAGGAAACCCAGAAGCUUGUUAUGCUGCUGUCUAUAGUCUCUUCAACUUCUCUGCCUGUCAGGGCCAGGAAGACUGUACCUUUGAUGGCAUCUACCAGCCUCAGAAGCAUGGCCAGUUCUAUGCAUUUUCUGGAUUCUAUUACACUUUCCACUUCUUGAACCUCACAGGCGGCCAGUCGUUGCACACUGUGAAUACAACCAUUUGGGAAUUCUGCCAAAAGCCCUGGAAACAGGUGGAGGCCAGCUACCCUGAGGAGAAACAAUGGCUACACAGCUACUGUACUAAUGCCAUCCAUAUCCUCAUCCUCCUGACCAAUGGUUACAAGUUUGAUGAUGGAACCUGGAGCAACAUCCACUUUACCAAAGAGGUUGCAGGCACAGACAUUGGCUGGACCCUGGGCUACAUGCUGAAUGUGACCAACAUGAUCCCGAGUGAGGCACUGGUCCUUCAGCGGGCAGAAAGUCAUAGUGUCUGGGUUGCUGGUGUCUUCUUUCUUGUCCUGGCCAUCGUAAUGAGCAUCGGGACUGGCGUCACCUACUGUUUUUGGAGUCCUGACUAGGCCUCAGACUUAAGUCACUGUGAUGAGCAUCCUCGGGGUGGAGCAAGAAGAGCUUGAUUCUGAGCUUCUGAUAAACUGAAGACUGGUUCAUUUAACUCCUGGGGGAACCCACUCCAUCCCAGCCUAGGGACCUCAAAGAGUAUGGCACGGAACUUCUGUCUCUGACAGGCUUUUGAGGCUUUUUAGGCAUCCUGACCAUUGUGUUAUAUGUAUGUUUUCUGUGGGUAACUCUAGGCCUCAGCCAUCUCUCUGGAAGGGACUGGGCUUGGAGUGAUAGUAUUUGGGUAUGAGUUGAGGGAAAGCAUGGAAGUCUAGGGGCUGAAGUUGGGGUAUGGAAGUGUGAUUGUUGGGAGGGAGAGACCUGGGAUGAGGAGAAACAGCAAGCUAUCAUGAACAAAGAACUUGAUUGCAGGUUCAGGAGGCCUAAGUCCUAGUGCCGCUUCUGCAAUCAGCCAAUUGCAUGACCAGGGUAAGUCAUUUCCUCUUUUGCAGCCUCAGUUUUUUCAUCUAUUAAAUGAGGUUGGACUAGAUGAUUGAUUAUUGAGAUCUCUUCCAGUCCUGUAAUUAUGUGGAAAAUGACAGAAUGAUUGAGGGAGCUCUGAUGUUCCAGAAGGGAAUUUGGGGACGGCCCAAGGAUGAUAGCGAAGCAUCCCUGGAAUAUGCACUUGUGCUUUUAUCAAAGGGGGGCUCCAGCCACCAAAGAGAAGCAGGAGGAACGACUUCUCAAUAGUAGCCACACGCCAGGGUUCAACUCUGGCUUCGCUCUCACCCUGGAGCAGUCCUAGCCAAAGAGUUCCUUGCCAAGGAUUUUUGUACUUGGUCCUCUCCCCCAUCCUGAUCUGGUUGAUCUUGUCCUAUAGAACUUGCUCAUUCUCCUUCCCGCUCAGUUCGCCCUGCCCCACGUCCUCAGAUCCCAGCCUCUUGACUCUAGCAGCCAUUCUACAUAGUUGUACGUUGUACUCAAUACAGUGCCUGGCACAGAGUGGGUGCUUAGUAAAUGCUUGUUGACUGACUUAGGGACCCUGCUGAUCCCUCAAACCUUCAAAUCUGAGCCGCUUCAUUCUGGCUGCUGUCCCAGGACACAGAUCUCACCUAUGGUCCAAAGCCUAAGCCUCUAACCCUGAUGGGUAUCCCAGGGAUGCGCCCACCCCCCACCUCCGUUUCUUUGGAUGGCUCAAAGUUUUGGGAAACGUGCUGUUACUUUUAUUAAAAUUCCAUUUGUUGGUUUCUAGA
Vombatus ursinus (common wombat) is the source of this 2923-nucleotide messenger RNA. RefSeq names its product ectonucleoside triphosphate diphosphohydrolase 8 (gene ENTPD8). The record is from RefSeq and is a predicted model, not a curated record. NCBI's taxonomy places the organism in Eukaryota, Metazoa, Chordata, Mammalia, Diprotodontia, Vombatidae. Bases 203 to 1690 code for a protein of 495 amino acids. Gene Ontology annotation, biological process: nucleoside diphosphate catabolic process. The transcript has 11 exons. Gene Ontology annotation, cellular component: plasma membrane. Gene Ontology annotation, molecular function: GDP phosphatase activity; UDP phosphatase activity.